Molecule: messenger RNA, 500 nt
Organism: Acanthoscelides obtectus
Lineage: Eukaryota; Metazoa; Arthropoda; Insecta; Coleoptera; Chrysomelidae
Source: the annotation of a GenBank genome assembly
ACUAUCAGUCUGUCUAAAUUGAACAUAAAUAUAAAGGUUGACAAAGUCAAGGACACAAAAACGGUGGAGUACAAAUACAUUUAGAAGAUUGCUUCCAUGCUGAAUUGAAAGGGGAGAUUGAGAAAGGAUUGCCGCCAGCAUAAAGGACAUACUUCAGUGAGCGCUAAACAUCAAAUGAACGGCUUGACUUUGAAUGUGUCAUCUUUCCUCUUAUUGCAUUCAUUGUCUUUAAAUUGGAGCUCUGGAAGCAUAUAUUUUAAAGAGGUGAUAUACUGCAGUGUAGAUGGCUAUUUUUAUCACCAACACAAAGUUCGCCCAUCCGUUAUGCUGGAGGUUUCAAAAUAUGUCUACGACCUCACAAUUCAUAAUCAAGCGCCACCAAGGGUCAAGUUCUGGUACCAGCUGGAGCUCAAAAAUUAUGUGAGAAGCCGAGGCAAUUAAUAAGUGGUCGGUUUCAAUACAUUAUAUAUUGAUUUUCUUCUUGCUUCACUCAAAUAAAG